GCCCCGGGGCGGGGAGGGCUGGGGGCUAGGCAGGAAGCGGGGGGGCAGGAUAGUCCCGGUAAAUAGAGCCGGGUAAAGCAUGAAGCUGUACUGCCUCUCAGGACAUCCAACCUUACCAUGCAAUGUGCUCAAGUUCAAAUCCACCACCAUCAUGUUGGAUUGUGGGCUGGAUAUGACCUCUACCCUCAAUUUCCUCCCGUUGCCGCUGGUUCAGAGCCCCAGGCUGUCGAAACUUCCUGGUUGGGUUUUGAAAGAUGGAAGCACAUUUCUGGACAAGGAACUAAAGGAGUGCUCUGGCCAUGUGUUUGUGGACUCUGUGCCUGAGUUCUGUUUGCCAGAGACUGAGCUGCUUGACCUCUCUACAGUAGAUGUAAUCUUGAUCUCGAACUAUCACUGCAUGAUGGCAUUGCCCUAUAUCACAGAGUACACAGGAUUCACUGGAACAGUAUAUGCCACUGAGCCCACUGUUCAAAUUGGCAGACUUCUCAUGGAAGAACUGGUGAAUUCCAUUGAACGUGUGCCAAAGGCUCAAUCUGCCUCCAUGUGGAAGAACAAGGAGGUACAGAGGUUGCUGCCCGCCCCUCUGAAGGACGCGGUGGAAGUAUCUAUGUGGAGGAAGUGCUACACUAUGCCGGAAGUGAACGCUGCGCUCAGUAAGAUCCAGAUGGUGGGAUAUUCUCAGAAAAUUGAGCUGUUCGGUGCUGUGCAGGUCACUCCUCUCAGCUCAGGCUACGCCCUUGGAAGUUCCAACUGGAUUAUCCAGUCGCACUAUGAAAAGGUUUCCUAUGUUUCAGGAUCUUCCUUACUCACAACACACCCUCAGCCUAUGGACCAAGCUUCUCUUAAAAACAGUGAUGUUCUCAUCCUGACGGGUCUUACACAAAUCCCUACUGCUAACCCAGAUGGCAUGGUAGGAGAGUUCUGCAGCAACCUGGCUAUGACUGUCCGGAAUGGAGGAAAUGUCCUGGUUCCCUGCUACCCCUCAGGAGUCAUAUAUGAUUUGCUGGAGUGCCUGUAUCAGUAUAUUGACUCUGCUGGACUCUCCAAUGUCCCUUUUUAUUUCAUCUCACCUGUUGCCAACAGCUCCCUCGAGUUCUCCCAGAUCUUUGCUGAAUGGUUGUGUCACAACAAACAGACAAAGGUAUAUCUUCCAGAACCUCCCUUUCCCCACGCUGAGCUCAUUCAGACAAACAAGCUGAAACAUUAUCCAAGCAUCCAUGGAGACUUCAGCAAUGACUUCAAGCAGCCAUGCGUUGUGUUUACUGGGCAUCCCUCUCUUCGAUUUGGGGAUGUGGUUCAUUUUAUGGAGUUAUGGGGCAAAUCUAGCUUGAACACCGUUAUAUUCACAGAACCAGAUUUCUCAUAUCUGGAUGCCCUGGCUCCUUAUCAACCUUUGGCUAUGAAAUGUGUGUACUGCCCCAUUGACACAAGACUGAAUUUUAUUCAAGUGUCUAAAUUACUCAAAGAAGUCCAGCCUCUCCAUGUAGUUUGCCCGGAGCAGUACACUCAGCCACCACCCACGCAGUCCCAUCGCACAGAUCUGAUGAUAGACUGCCAGCCACCGCCAAUGUCCUACCGCAGAGCAGAGGUGCUGACUCUUCCAUAUAAACGGCGCUAUGAGAAGAUCGAAAUCAUGCCAGAACUUGCAGAUUCACUCGUGCCCUUGGAGAUUAAGCCUGGUAUUUCCUUAGCAACAGUUUCUGCUGUGUUGCAUACUAAAGACAACAAGCAUGUGCUGCAGCUUCCUCCAAAACCUCCGCAGCCCCCCGCCAGCAAGAAGAGAAAGCGAGUGAGUGAUGAUGUGCCAGAGUGUAAGCCUCUAAAGCCAUUGCUGAGUGGCUCCAUUCCUGUGGACCAGUUUGUACAGACGCUGGAGAAGCAUGGUUUCAGUGACGUAAAGGUGGAGGACACGGCCAAGGGCCACAUCGUACUGCUGCAGGAGGCAGAGACCCUCAUUCAGAUCGAGGAGGACUCCACGCACAUCAUCUGCGACAACGAUGAACCUCUGAGGGUGAAGCUGCGUGACCUGGUUCUCAAGUUUCUGCAGAAAUUUUAGCCCAUGGACAUCUUGUUGCUCUGCAAGGAGACACACCGGAGCACCAGACUUAAGAGCUUUCCAGGGGGUGACUCCAGAGAGACUUUCCUGAUUCAGAGAGACCAGAAACCUCCUCCCCCUUCAUGGGGAAGCGAGAAAGUAUUUUUAAUAUCUAUAUAUUUUUUAAUUUUAUUUUUAACCAGUUUUGGAAUAUUUUCAAGGGGAUUCCUGUGCUGUAAAGUUGAGUGCUGGCCCUUUUAGGAGAUAUGUAUUGCUGAGUAAAUAAAUAUGGUGUAUAUUUACAAGGUCAGUGUGCCCCAGUCCUCUACCUGAAGAAACUCUUUGCAGGAAUACUAAAGCAAUGGCCUCAGAUAAUAAAAGAUUUAUUUUUCUCCACGCUGCUUCUUCCCAGUCCCCAGAUCCAGUUUCCCAUAUGUCCUUCUCCAUUUACGCUGUCCACGUGCGUGUGUGUUUCACUGGCUGGGGCACAAGCAGGAAUGGGGAAAUAAGGCAAAGACUCUAAAAAUAAAAACAGAAAAAGCUUUGAAGUGGCAAGAACCUGGCUCUUCCACCUAAAAGCAGAGGGAUUUUGGAAAACCUCUACGCUUGAGAAAUUUGAGGUGUUUAUUGACGCAGCAGCCUAGUUUGUUACGACCAGGUUCAUCCGCGCAGCUCUAGGUGCUUCGCUGAGACACUCAAGCUGGAAAACUGGUUGCUCCUGGCUCCCGCCAUCGUCAGCGGAGAGAGAGGUACCGCAGCGAGGGGUCGCGAUUACAGGGAGAUGCUUGGCCCUUCCCAGUGCCCCAACUCUGUUGGCUAUCGUGGGAGCCGAGGAACCUUCGCUCCUGUCUGAGCUGUUUCCCUUCGGUAUGCAAGGGUGAGCAGCGUGACUCUGGGACCUCGAAGCCUAGCGAGGAAGGCUUUCAGAAGGACGUGGAGUAGUUAAACUCCCAAUGCUCCUGGAAAACCUUGGAGAUUUAAGUGCCUCUUGUUUCUACCAUCCCAAAACCUGCCCUUUCAGCCCCCACGUUCCAAAAUCCUGGUAGUCAUUGGUACAAAGCCAUCCAUAUUGCAGAUCCAAGGAGACUAGUCACUCCCAACACCGUGUCUUUGGGGUCUAAACUUAGUUAAUAGUAUUGCUUUUAAAAGCAGCUGAUUUCUCAGAUUUACUGCUGUUUCUUUCUUUUUUUAUGGGAUUGUUUUGUAUUUAUUUGGUGUUAAAAAUAAAAAGCGUAGUAAGACUGCCAAGGAGGAAGCACAGUCUGUGGUUUGUAAAAGCAUCUGCAUGCCCAGCCCACAUCCGCGUGUGCCGCACCUACACAUUUGUAAAAUAUACCUGCUCCUUCAGUUUAUAGCCGUGGGGAGGUUAAGGCAGUGGAAGAACAGCUCUGUAAUAAAAAACUACUUGCUA
Dromaius novaehollandiae (emu) is the source of this 3446-nucleotide messenger RNA. RefSeq names its product integrator complex subunit 9 (gene INTS9). The transcript is spliced from 17 exons. Gene Ontology annotation, cellular component: integrator complex. Gene Ontology annotation, biological process: snRNA 3'-end processing. Bases 80 to 2056 code for a protein of 658 amino acids. The record is from RefSeq and is a predicted model, not a curated record. NCBI's taxonomy places the organism in Eukaryota, Metazoa, Chordata, Aves, Casuariiformes, Dromaiidae.